Molecule: messenger RNA, 627 nt
Organism: Helianthus annuus (common sunflower)
Lineage: Eukaryota; Viridiplantae; Streptophyta; Magnoliopsida; Asterales; Asteraceae
Exons: 1
Coding region: 1-627 (208 amino acids)
Source: RefSeq, a predicted model, not a curated record
AUGGCACCGUAUGAAAUGUUGUACAGAAGGAAGUGUAGAACUCCAAUUUGUUGGGGAGAGGUGGGGCAAAGAGAAAUUGCGCCCAAUGAUAUAGUAGCUAAAACUAACGAAAAGAUCGAUCUUGUGCGAGCCCGUUUAAAAGUGGCUCAAGAUCGACAAAAGGCCUAUGCAGAUCGAAGAAGACGACCUAUCGAGUUUCAGAUAGGUGAUCAUGUGUUAUUAAAGGUUUCCCCAUGGAAAGGUAUAAUCCGUUUCCAUAAGCGAGGAAAGCUAGGUCCCCGUUACAUAGGACCUUUCAAGAUUUUAGCCCGGGUUGGGAAGGUAGCAUAUUGGUUGGAAUUACUGCGAACGUUAGAUGGAAUACAUGACACAUUCCAUGUGUCACAAUUGAGAAAGUGCUUAGCGGAUGAGACGGCAUACGUGCCCCUCGACGAUAUUGAAUUGGACGAAAAAUUGAAUUACGUUGAAAGGCCGAUAGCUAUCAAGGAUUCCAAGGUAACGCACCUUCGGAAGAAAACUAUAAAGCAAGUCUUGGUGCAAUGGCAACAUUGGAAAGGAUCGGAUCUUACAUGGGAGUUAGAAGAUGAAAUGAGGGAGCACUACUCGACAUUAUUUGGUACGUAUUAA